GACAUGUCAGUAUUUACUGAAUAUAAUCUAACAAAAUAGUCAAAUCUUUAAAUAUAUAGAAUUUUAUAGAUAUAAAAGAGCAAACUAAACCAUUUCUGUACACAACCCCAUACUCCUAAGUUGGUACAGUCCAGCUUCGCGCCUCUAGCUUCGCGCCUCAAAUUUGGAUUGCAGGAUUAGUAAUAUUUUGGGGUCCGGGAUACAGUGGUAGAGUGUGAAGAAAUUAAGGUACGCUAUGGAGAAACUGGACGAAAUAACAAUUGCCACCCUGAAAGAAGCAAAUGUUGGAGAAGACCUGCUCUCAUCACUUUCACGAGAUGACAUCAAAGAUCUGUUUCCUGGUCCUGAACAUUUCCUCAGGCGUCGGGCACUAUGGCUUGCAGUGCACAAAUGUGAAGAAAACAAGACUGCUGCUGAAAAAACGCUAACAACUACUGGAGAUGGUGACUUCUCCAGAGAGGAACCCAGCACUUCUAGGUUUGUGACUAUGUCCAACCCAGAGUACAUAGUCUUCACAGACAGUGAACUUGAGCAAGCUCGACAUUCCUACUUUGAAAAGAAGCGGCUGGGGACAGAGUGUGCUGAACCUUUGUCAAAGGAACUCUUUUGUCGACUCGUAAGAAACACCAUGACAAACAUGAUUUCGAUAGCAAGAGCAGCUGAGGACUCCAGAUACCCCAGCAAACAUGAGGUUGAUGCCAUGGCAAAGCGAUUAAUGGAGUACUACCCAAUGCUUAAAGAAACGUGUGGUGAGUGGGAGCAUGUUGCUAAAAAGCUAAUGAAGAGACUCUCCAAUGUCAAAAGUCCAAGGAAGGGCAAAAAACCUCCUGCGAAGAAGCCAAGAAAGGAUGGGAAUGAAAGCGUUGCAAAAAGUGACAGCAGUGGAGAGUCCAGUGCAUCAACUAUUAUUCUAGAUAAAUCACCAGUUAGAUCGAUGGGCACCCCAGUGCACCACCAGGAUGGCAGUGAUGAAGAAUCUGGUUCAGCUGACUUCUUUGACAGCCACAAAACCCAGGCAAGACACUACAAGACACUUCAAGAAAUGUACAAGACCAAAAAACCGAACAAAGCUGCUGUUACCCAACUGCUGAACCUGGAGUUUGAGUCUAGAAGACAAUUCAUUAUUUCUGAUGCUAUAAAGGAGCAGGACAGAGCAGUGAAGAUACUAGAGGCAUAUCCUUGUUUCAGAGAACUGGAUCAUGUCCUUGAUGAGCUGCGGAGAAUUAUUCAACCAUCCAACUUGAAAUACAUUUCUGAGAUGAAGGAUAGAUGGGAAAUCUUCUACUCGAAGGUGCAGUUUUAUGGUGUCAUGAAGAAAGUUAUGAAGCUGCCAAAAACUUUGGAUGGAGUGGAACAUGCAGCAGCUGUGUUCAGAGCCCUUCCCAUGCUUUUCCCUUCCAGCACAGUACCACCUAAGAAGCUGGGCAUCUGUAGUGAGGCUUUUUUCCAUGUCCUAAAGACUUCAGAAGACCCCGAAGGCUACCUGCGUCAGCGACCCCUGGCUUGUCCAGUUCUGCUUGUCUCUGAAGGCAACUGCAUGAUAGCUGUUGGAACCACACCGGUGAGCACUUUUGACCGGAAGGAUCUUAAUGAGGGACUGCUCUAUCUGAUGGCAUAUUACUAUGCCCUCCACCUCACAUAUCCAAAGUGCAUUUCCACGCUGCUGUCUGUCUUGCAAACUGAAAUACUCAAAGACUCCAUCCAUGACCGAGAUUCAACCCCCUCUUACAGGAAGGCGCUUGGUGAGUGGAAGUCAUUCAUUGAGUGAGUCUCUCAGAUGACAGACUCCGUCUGCCUUGUUUAUCAGACUCAGUGUUAGUCAGUGAGGUUGGGUUUUUUUUUCUCUAGAAAAGUUGUUCAAAUGUAAAACACAUGUUUGUUUGUGUGGUCGUUAAACUUGUUCUUCUAAAAUGUUAUGUAAUAUAGGAUUUGAAAUAGUGAUUGUUUUAAGCUUCAGCAAAAUUUAUUUUUGAUACCAGCCAUGAGUGUGUUAUACUGUUAUUAUUCAUGUUAAGAGUACCUGGAAUAUGCACUUCUUAUAUUGGCCAUGUUACACAGUACCCUGCUGAAAUGUAGGUAAUUUUAGACAUGAUUCUCCUGGAACAAACCUCAGUGAGUUACUGACCCAUUGCUGUGUCAAUAAAAGUGCAAAAACUAAGAGUGCUUUUGCUGUCUUAAUUUAAGAUGAAUUCCCUUAUUUUUAGUAGCUUUUUGAAGAGAUGGUGUCUUAUUCUCAGGAAUUUUUGCUGAUUAUUGUUCUCAGAGUCGAAACAUAAUUCUUAUAGUUAGCUCAAUCAAGAAAGAAACAAUUC
Oreochromis niloticus (Nile tilapia) is the source of this 2312-nucleotide messenger RNA. RefSeq lists its product as uncharacterized. The transcript has 8 exons. Bases 236 to 1768 code for a protein of 510 amino acids. The record is from RefSeq and is a predicted model, not a curated record. Lineage: Eukaryota; Metazoa; Chordata; Actinopteri; Cichliformes; Cichlidae.